UCUUAUGUGAACUUAUUACUCUACUGCUCUGCUAUACGUACAGUGAAAUCCCUGUGCCAUAGAUCUCUCUCCUUUUUGCUCUCGUUUUCUCAAGCCCUAGGUUUCUUUCUCUAGGAUUCCACUUUCUUGUUGUUUGUUGUUGUUUAUUAAGGUUCACGUUACGUGUUGAAUGUGUUUCCACUGCUUUAGGGGUUUGGUGGAUUUAGGGAUUUGCUGGAUGUGAAAUUGUGGGUUUCAUUUCAUAAAGGGGAACAUUUUCAUUAGUUGCUUAUUUUGAGCCAGUGAUUCUUAAUUAUUGUUAUCUUGGUGGUUUUGUUGGUUGGGGUUUUUGGGGGAAGAUAAGGUUUUGGUGUGGUGAUAUUCUAGUCUUUUUUAUGUUUUUUGGAACUGUGAGUUACUGGAUUUGAUAAAGGAUUGACAUUUUAUAGCAAAUGAGUAGUCAUGAGUUGUCCGUGAUUGUGGAGUUUUGACUGUUUGGUUGUUGUGAAGUGUAAUAUUAAAUUGAAUAUUGUUUUAUUCAUUUGAUUGUGCUGCUGCAAAAAGAGGAUUGAUAGAAUUUGGAGUUACAUAGCGUAGAUUCUUUUCUUUAUUUCUCUACGGAAUAUUAUUUGGUUGUGUUUGAUGAAAAUGGGAAAGGAAGAAGAGUAUAGGAUUGUUAAAAUGAGAAAUUUGAAGAGUAAUUAUUGAUUCUAAAGCAGGGUGUUGUAGCUUGUAGGAGGUGGUUUUUGCGCAUAAUGGGAUGCAUUUGCUCUAAACCCUCUGCAAUUGAGGAUAGCAAAGAGAGCCCAAGAGAGCGGCUCACUAGCAAAGCCUCAUCAGACUUGCGGGUAUCAAGGGCCACCUCUUCUAGGAGGGAGGAAGCAUAUAGAGCGAAAGAUCGAUAUGAUAGUAAUGAUGGAAGGGCAAUGUUGAUUGAUAAGCACUCAAAUGGUUCAGUUAGAUUGCAUGGAGGUGAGAACGUUGAUAGAGAGAGGGAGAAGAUGGAAAAUGCUGUUGCUCAACAUCCAGGGAUGGGUAGUAUACCAAAAGCGACUGAAGGGGAGCAGGUUGCAGCGGGAUGGCCUUCCUGGCUAGCUGCAGUGGCUGGAGAGGCAAUCAGAGGAUGGCUGCCACGGCGUGCUGAUUCUUUUGAGAAGCUGGAUAAAAUUGGCCAGGGAACUUACAGUAAUGUUUAUAGAGCUCGUGACCUUGAUAAGAAGAAGAUUGUUGCGUUGAAGAAAGUAAGGUUUGAUAAUCUGGAACCCGAGAGUGUUCGCUUUAUGGCCCGGGAAAUUCACAUUUUGCGUAGGCUUGACCAUCCUAAUGUGGUAAAACUUGAGGGUCUAGUUACAUCCAGAAUGUCUUGCAGUUUGUACCUUGUAUUUGAAUACAUGGAGCAUGAUUUGGCUGGGCUUGCCUCACAUCCUGGUCUAAAGUUUACAGAGCCACAGGUGAAAUGUUACAUGCAACAACUUUUACAGGGACUUGAUCACUGCCACAGCCAUGGUGUUCUACAUCGUGACAUAAAAGGUUCCAACUUAUUAAUCGACAAUAAUGGUAUCUUAAAAAUUGCAGACUUUGGACUAGCAAGUUUUUAUGAUCCAGCUCAUGUUCAACCACUCACAAGUCGUGUUGUAACACUUUGGUACCGUCCUCCGGAGCUUCUUCUUGGAGGCACUUACUAUGGGAUUGCUGUUGAUUUAUGGAGUACAGGUUGCAUACUUGCUGAAUUAUAUGCUGGCAAGCCUAUUAUGCCUGGAAGAACUGAGGUGGAGCAGCUGCAUAAAAUUUUCAAGCUGUGCGGCUCACCUUCUGAGGAUUAUUGGAGAAAAUCAAAAUUGCCUCAUGCAACUAUCUUUAAACCUCAACAACCUUAUAGACGCUGUGUUGCAGAAACAUUUAAGGAAUUCCCUGCACCAGCUUUAGCACUUAUGGAGACCCUACUUUCUAUUGACCCUGUAGAUCGUGGAACUGCAGCUUCUGCUCUGAACAGUGAGUUCUUUACAACAGAACCACUUCCUUGUGAUCCUUCAAGCCUGCCCAAGUAUCCUCCCAGCAAAGAGUUUGAUGCAAAACUACGGGAUGAGGAAGCUAGAAGACGAGGAGCAACAGGAGGCAAGGGCCAGAGACCUGAUAUUGAAAGAAGAGGAGCAAGGGAAUCCCGAGCAAUCCCAGCACCUGAUGCCAAUGCUGAAUUAGUCAUAUCAAUGCAGAAAAGGCAAGGUCAGUCAAAUUCUAAGAGCCGGAGUGAGAAAUUUAACUCUCAUCCAGAAGAGUUGGCUUCCGGUUUUCCAAUAGAUCCACCUAGACCAUCACAAGCUGUGGAAUCGAGUAUCGAUCCACAGGGGCUUCAGCAUAGGAGAGCCUCUCAUUCUGGGCCAUUGGCCCACCGUGCUGCUUGGGCAAAGGCUGGUAGAAACCUAGAUGAUGCUCCAAAGGUUUCUACUGGGGCUGACUUGUCAAAUUUGUCAGGCUUAGUGGCAGUAAGAAGGAGUUUAUUAUCUGAAGACUGCAGAGAAAGGUCUGGCCCACCACAGCCAGAAGUUCCAAAACUAAUGGCAAGGUUUCCAGGAUCCUUCAAAGAAGGCUCAGAAUCCCUUCUUCGGGAUCAAAAGCAUCACUCACAGGGCAUUGCUGGUUCUCAUCAAAAAGAAGAUGGAGGAAUAAGCAAUAAUGAUCCAGCCCCUGUAAGUAGUUCAGGCUUUCAGGGAAUCUCUCUCUCUCUAUCUGUUGGCUAUGGGUCAAAAGGUCACAAAAUUCACUAUUCUGGUCCAUUGCUAGUUCCAUCAGGGAACAUGGAUCAAAUGCUGAAGGAUCAUGAUCGCCAGAUCCAGGAAGCUGUCAGACGAGCUCGCAUUGAUAAGGCAAAGGUCAGAAAAGUAAAGGUUGAGGGAAACCAAAUAUCAACCAAUUCAAUAUUUGUUUCUGGUCUCUGAGCCUUUCAAGCCCCCCACAGGAAGUAAUGUAAAGAAGAUCACUGUAGAAUAAGUUGGUUGGUGGUUUUCUUAUGUUACAUAUGAGUUAAAUUGUUGGUGGGGUUUUUUUUUUUUAUUUUUUUUUUAUUUUUUAUAUAUAGGUUUAUUCUUAGAAAGAUAGCUAGCUAGUGGCAUAUAGCUGAUUGAUAGAUCUCUCCCAGCUCUCUGCAGUUUAGCAUUAGUAUUUACGUUUCAUUCUACCACUGUAAUUUCUCAAUUGUGGGCCAUUCUCGUAGAGCAUUUUUACCAGUCAUAAGCUGUAGAGUAUCUGGAAAAUAUGACGUUAUGGUGUUGAAGAAAGAAAUCUUGUUUCCACCAUGCUUAAUUGCAGAGUAGCUUUUCAAGCUCCUGCAAAAGAGGGGUUUCUAUAUCGUUGGAGUAAAUGAUAUUCUUCUCUUUGUUCAAAAUUUCUUAACAGCUGACUUGCAGACUACUAUACCUGUAACGAAUCUUUGAAUUAAUAAGCUGAAUGAUGAUUAAAGAUUGGCCUUCACUAUCA
Molecule: messenger RNA, 3453 nt
Organism: Hevea brasiliensis (rubber tree)
Lineage: Eukaryota; Viridiplantae; Streptophyta; Magnoliopsida; Malpighiales; Euphorbiaceae
Product: probable serine/threonine-protein kinase At1g54610
Exons: 8
Coding region: 735-2915 (726 amino acids)
Biological process (GO): protein phosphorylation; positive regulation of transcription elongation by RNA polymerase II
Cellular component (GO): nucleus; cyclin-dependent protein kinase holoenzyme complex
Molecular function (GO): RNA polymerase II CTD heptapeptide repeat kinase activity; ATP binding; cyclin-dependent protein serine/threonine kinase activity
Source: RefSeq, a predicted model, not a curated record